AUUUACCAAAACAUACACAGGAGAAAAGCUUAUUUACGUUCUCUACAAUGGCGUUCUCUGCAAUUCCCACCCGUUGCUCCUUUUCUCUUCCUCCUCCCCAGUACCCACGAUCAAGCUCUUUACCUCCUUGUUCAGUUUCUUUUCGAUUUUCACAAAUAAAGCUCAAUGGUCGAAAGCCCUUUUCAAUUCGAGCAGCUUCGGUUUCAGCUGCAUCAACAUCUCAGGGUAUCGCACCUGCCAUUUCGCUUACAGAUGAUGCGCUGAAACACUUGAAUAGGAUGAGGUCUGAACGUAAUGAAGAUUUGUGCUUGAGAAUUGGUGUUAAACAGGGUGGAUGCUCUGGCAUGUCUUACACAAUGGAGUUCGAAAAAAGAGCAAAUGCACGACCAGAUGAUUCCAUCAUCGAGUAUAACGGUUUUGUGAUUGUUUGUGAUCCAAAGAGCCUUCUUUUCGUAUUUGGAAUGCAGUUGGACUACAGUGAUGCUCUAAUUGGUGGAGGCUUCUCCUUCAAGAACCCAAAUGCAACACAAACAUGUGGUUGUGGUAAAUCCUUUGCAGCAGAGAUGUGAAAUUAUGUGUAAAACAACUGAACUAAUUGAAUAGAUAUACGGUAUCAACCUUUUACAAUGGAUUACUCAGCCAGUGAUGUAUAAUUAAAGCAUUCUUUUUUCUUUUU
Corylus avellana is the source of this 676-nucleotide messenger RNA. It is a transcript of the gene CPISCA, whose product is annotated as chloroplast-localized ISCA-like protein. Lineage: Eukaryota; Viridiplantae; Streptophyta; Magnoliopsida; Fagales; Betulaceae. The record is from RefSeq and is a predicted model, not a curated record. Gene Ontology annotation, cellular component: chloroplast stroma. Gene Ontology annotation, biological process: iron-sulfur cluster assembly. Gene Ontology annotation, molecular function: iron-sulfur cluster binding; protein-macromolecule adaptor activity.